Xyrauchen texanus (razorback sucker) is the source of this 6087-nucleotide messenger RNA. Its product is annotated as protein transport protein Sec24C-like. The record is from RefSeq and is a predicted model, not a curated record. The coding region runs from base 163 to 3903 and encodes 1246 amino acids. Gene Ontology annotation, molecular function: SNARE binding; zinc ion binding. Gene Ontology annotation, cellular component: COPII vesicle coat; endoplasmic reticulum exit site. Gene Ontology annotation, biological process: COPII-coated vesicle cargo loading; intracellular protein transport; endoplasmic reticulum to Golgi vesicle-mediated transport. The transcript is spliced from 25 exons. Lineage: Eukaryota; Metazoa; Chordata; Actinopteri; Cypriniformes; Catostomidae.
CCGGUGUGAGUGAGGAAGGGAUUAAACGUCCGUCUCGAGCUGCUCUCUUUCCGUGAAAGAACGGCAGCCCGUCGCGUUUAUUGGCGUAUACAACCGGAGCCGCGUUCUGACGACUCGUUUGUUUACUCCCCAAGCUGUUUAUGAGUUAGGGAUGAACUGAGAAUGAAUGUCAACCAGCAACCUCACAUGACCUCUCCCUAUGGGCAGCCUCAGCCUGGGUAUCAGGGCUACCCCCAGCCCGGCUAUGGGGGCGGGCACAUGCCAGCAGGCUAUCCGGCUCAGUACGCACCUUAUAACGGGCAGGGCACUGCCUACCAACAAGGUCCACCACAAGGAUAUUCUCCUUAUGCAAGCUUUCCCUCUAAGACUCUUGCAACAAAUUUAGCCUCUGACCUGUCCUCCUCUCCUCUUAACCUAGGUAUGAGAGGACCCCCCACGUCAGGGGCACCACCAGUCUCAGGUGCCCAGAACUAUGCUCAGUUUUGGCAAGGAGACAUUCAGAAUGGACCACCUCCGAUGGGUGCUACAUCACAGAGUAGGCCUCCAGUGUCUCAGCCAUACACUCCAGGUGCAGGGAAUCUCCAGAUUGGAGUCCCACCUGUCAGCAUGCAGCAGAUGACCAAUCAGAUGGCCAGCAUGCAGGUUGGCUCUACUGCACCCUCCCCUGCUGGCCCGGGCUAUGCCCCUCCCUCAGUAACCCAGUCUCCAAACUCAGCUGCCUACACACCUGCAGCUCCUCCCACUUUUUCACCUUCUACAGCUGCUCCCACACAGCCUCUGCCUACUGAAGGUGUGGCUCAGCCACCACCUCGGUCAUACUAUGGAGCUCCGCCUCCUGCCCAGCAGCCUUUCCCAAAUCAUGCCGCACCUUUCUCCACCGCUGGCCCAACCCAGCCCCAAGCUCCACCUCCUGUCUCUCAGCAAUCCUUCCCUCAAGCUCCACCUGUCUCUCAGCCUCCUUUUUCCACAGCCCCUCCUCUAGGCAACACCCUGUCAUAUGGUGGCCCACCUCCUCAUGCACAUCCCUCUUUCCCAAGACCACAGUUUCCCACCUCCCAGCCCUCUGCUUUCCCUGGAGGUCCACCACCCACCUCUACUCCUCAGCUUGCAGGGCCCAUGCCACCCUUGCCCCAGCCACCAGUUUCCCAACCCUCUCCUUACAGCUCAGGUCCCCCUCUAACCCCUACAGGGUUUUUACCACAAGGGGGUGCUCAACCAAUGCCUCCCCAUCCUGGAUUUCAGGGCCCUCCUAUGGCAUCACAAGGGCCUCCAAUGACACAGGCAAACCAUGUACCCCCUUCACAACCUGGCAUGUCAUCUGGUCCUACCAAUGCUAGCAUGUCAGGGCCACCACCACAGCAAGGAAUGCAGGGUUAUCCGCCUCAGCAAAAUGGUGCUUUCGGGCAGGUCAGAGGGCCUCAGCCUGCUUAUGCAGGGGCAUAUCCUGGGCAACCUAACUACAGUGCACCUCCUACUGCAUCUGCUUCAGCACCAUCUGCCCCGAAGAGGCUUGAUCCUGAUUCAAUCCCAAGCCCGCAAGCCUCUGACAUGCCGCCUGUGCAGAAAACAAGACAUAGAAUAGACCCAGACUCAAUUCCCAGUCCAAUUCAGGUCAUUGAGGAUGACAAGGCAAACAAGGGAAAUGAACCUUUUACUACAGGAGUCAGAGGUCAAGCCCCACCACUGAUCACAACCAACUUCCAAGUCAGAGAUCAAGGUAAUGCAAGUCCACGGUACAUCCGAUGCACAGCCUAUAACAUACCCUGCAGUUCUGACCUGGCCAAACAGUCCCAGGUGCCCCUUGCUGCUGUUAUCAAGCCCCUGUCCACUCUGCCCCCAGAUGAGACACCGCCAUAUCUUGUCGAUCAUGGAGAAAGUGGGCCCAUCCGUUGUAAUCGCUGUAAGGCCUACAUGUGUCCUUUCAUGCAGUUCAUUGAAGGUGGCCGUCGCUUCCAUUGUGGCUUCUGCAGCUGUGUCACCGAGGUGCCUCCCCAUUACUUCCAGCAUCUGGAUCAUACAGGGAAGAGAGUGGACUGCUAUGACCGACCAGAGCUCUCUAUGGGCAGUUAUGAGUUUAUGACUACUGUGGACUACUGUAAGAAUAACAAGUUUCCUCAGCCGCCAGCCUUCAUCUUUCUGAUUGAUGUGUCCUACAACGCAGUGAAGAGCGGCAUGGUGGGAAUUGUAUGCCAAGAGCUGAAGACACUGUUGGAUUACUUGCCCAGAGAGAACCCUGAUGUGGAAUCAAACAUUCGAGUUGGCUUCAUCACCUACAAUAAAGUGCUUCAUUUCUACAACGUGAAGGCCUCUCUUGCCCAGCCACAGAUGAUGGUUGUGUCAGAUGUGGCUGACAUGUUUGUACCUCUAUUGGAUGGAUUUCUGGUCAGUGUUUCAGAGUCCAGGGUGGUGAUUGAGAGUUUGUUGGAUCAGAUCCCUGAGAUGUUUGCCGACACACGGGAAACUGAGACCGUGUUUGGGCCUGUUAUUCAGGCAGGGCUGGAGGCGCUCAAGGCUGCAGACUGUGCCGGAAAGCUCUUUGUUUUCCACUCUUCUCUGCCUAUCGCUGAGGCUCCAGGCAAACUGAAGAACAGGGAGGACAAGAAACUACUGGGCACUGAUAAAGAGAAGUCAUUAUUCCAGCCACAGGUUAGUUUUUACAACACCCUGGCCAAGGAGUGUGUGGCCCAGGGUUGCUGUGUGGACCUCUUCCUCUUUCCAAAUCAGUAUGUUGAUGUAGCAACAUUAGGGGUGGUGCCCACUUCAACGGGAGGCUCCAUCUACAAAUACACCUACUUCCAGGCUGCAACUGACCAGGAGCAGUUUCUCAAUGACCUGAGGAGAGAUGUGGAGAAGCAGAUGGGCUUUGAUGCAGUAAUGAGAGUCCGCACAAGCACAGGUAUCCGGGCAACAGACUUCUUUGGUUCCUUCUACAUGAGCAACACCACAGAUGUUGAGCUGGCAGGACUAGACUGUGACAAGACCGUUACCGUAGAGUUCAGACAUGACGACAAGCUCAGUGAGGAGACUGGAGCUCUUAUGCAGUGUGCUGUUCUGUACACUAGCUGCAAUGGUCAGCGACGGCUUCGGAUUCAUAAUAUGGCAGUGAACUGCUGCUCUCAGCUGGCAGACCUGUACAGGAACUGCGAGACGGAUACUAUUAUCAACUUCUUCGCCAAAUAUGCAUUUCGCAGUGUACUCAGCAGUCCUACCAAGAAUGUGCGUGACAGUCUGUUGAAUCAGUGUGCACAGAUCUUAGCCUGUUACCGCAAGAACUGCGCAAGUCCAUCUUCAGCAGGACAGUUGAUCUUGCCGGAGUGUAUGAAGCUGCUGCCCGUGUAUCUAAACUGCAUAUUGAAGAGCGACAUUCUGCAGCCCGGAGCAGAUGUUUCCCUUGAUGACCGUGCCUACCUGAGACAGCUGGUCAGUGGCAUGGACGUGGCUGAGAGCCAUGUGUUUUUCUACCCUCGGCUACUUCCACUGCAAAAGCUGGAUGUCGAGAGCACGUCCCUGCCUUUGGCAGUAAGAGACUCAGAGGAGAGACUAUCAAGAGGCGGAGUGUACCUGUUAGAAAAUGGGUUGAACCUUUUCAUCUGGGUGGGGGUCAAUGCCCAGCAAGAGCUACUCCAAAAUAUCUUUGGAACACCUGCCUUCAGCCAGAUAGACCCUAGCAUGGCAUCUCUGCCGGCUUUGGAUAAUCCUUUUUCAAAGAGACUGAGGGAGAUUAUCGAGUCUGUCAGGACACAGCGCCCACGAUACAUGAAGCUUAUGGUGGUGAAACAAGAAGACAAACUGGAGAUGAUCUUCAAGCACUUCCUGGUGGAGGAUAAAAACAUCAAUGGUGGAGCCUCUUAUGUGGACUUCCUGUGUCACAUGCACAAGGAGAUUCGUCAGCUCUUGAGCUAGGAGCAUCAUCACACCCUCUCCUCCCCUGCCUCUAUUCAGAUGCGCUUUAUCUUUUUAUUUGAGAUAAUAAACUAAAUCCCUUUGCCCAUCAUCUCCUCUUCCUCAUUUAGUCGCAUCCACAGUGACUCUCGAGGAAGAAGCCACCUUGUAAAGGAAACAUUUCUCCAUCAGAUUAUGGUGUUAAUUUUAUUUUAGUGGUGGGAGUUUUGACCAGACCUUCUCCUCUCUGGUGAUGGUGGGCUUGUGAGACUGUAUGUGUCGUGUGUGUGUGUGUGUGUGUGUUUGUGUGUAUGGAAGCUGAUCUGAGGUCAUGUUGUGAAGCCUCUAUUAGAGAAUAGAGUUGGUUCAUCCGAAAUUGAAAAAAAAUCUGUCAUCGUUUACUCAACCUCAUGUUGAUUCAAACCCCUAUGACUUUUUUUCUUCCAUGGAACACAAAAGGCAGAAUUUUAGCCUCAGUCACCAUUCACUUUCAUUGCAUGGAAGAAAGGUAAAUGACGACAGAAUUUUCAUUUUUUGGGGGGAUGAACUGUUCCUUUUUAAAACGCUUCGUGAAACUAACAGUGUCUUCAGAACAUCUAGUGGGUUUUAGAGUGUUUGUGCACGCGUCUGCGGCAUGUUUGAAUGUGAACGUCAAUGUUGAUUGUACUGGGUGUUCUGUGAAAAACACUAGCACUGAUUAAUUAUCUCAAGGUACCAAGGGACAGAAAAUUAAACUGCAUUAGAAAUGAAUCUAGACCUACUCUUAAGUACAGCGAAAUCGAUAGUCCUCAUGAUAUUCCAAUAUGAAUCAAAAGAUAUUUUAGAAUAAAUUAGACUAAUUUCCUUACCCGAUUCUUUGUGUUUCAGCCUCAGUUCUUCUCUCUUUACCUUGGCCUUACUGAUACUGUAUCCUUCACCUUCAUUAUUCUGUUUAUCAUGCCUAAUUUUUGUCUCCGUCAUUGCAUUGUCAUCUUUUUAAUGAGUGUAAAGACUCUCAGCCAGUAGACUCUACGGGAGUUUGAAGUGUGAUGUUAAUUGAACAAAAUGUCUUUAACUCUGAAAACAUUAAAAUUAAGUCUAUGCAUCAAUUUCUCUUUAAAAGAAAAAGGGAGGGCAGUACAAGAGCAUAAUGUCUAACUGAUUUGAGAGCCGAAUAUAUCUGUACACAUCUGUUUUGCUUGUAAUGUUGCCCUCAGCAUCCAUAAUAUGGGGAUACACCUAAAACUGAUAGUGCCAUUUCUGUAUCGGAUCAUAGGAUGCCCCUCCGCCUGAAUUUCAGGAGGAGGGGAUUUGAAGUGUUGUCAAGAUCCUUCAACAGAUAUGUCAGUAAUUGGGCAUAAAUUACGCGAAGCAAGUGCGACUGCUUCUGUCAUUCGUUGAAAACCCUAUUUAAUUUUCUUUUUUCUUUUCUGUAUGGUCUGUUUGUAACCUGUAAUGUGCUUGAUCUUCAUGUAUCAUAUAUGAUUUAAUAUGCUCUAAAUCUGUUUGGAAGUUUUAUGAUCCUGCAGCAGGUGGGGUCGAGCAGCUGAGUGCUGGCUUGAGCUCUCCUGCUUGGAGUUUGUGUGUCUAGGGUAUUAAUCUUUGCGCAAUGGAGGCCUGUGCUGAGAUUGGAGUGUGAGACUUAUUUAGAAACUGACCAUUUAUAGCCGUUUUUCAAAAGCGAACAAUGUUUUCAAGCACAUACAGAAUUGCGACCUUAAAAGCAAUCAACACUGAAUACCCUGUCAUCAUCACAUUUAUUACAUGUACAGAAUUAAAAAUCACAUUUUAAAAAUGAUGUCCGUUAGCGUGAAUCUUUUAUGUGAGCAAAAAUGCAUACGUUUGUGUGAGCUGAAGAAUGAUUCUUUCAAACAAUUUUUUUAAUUAUGUUUUUUCCCACUUUUAAAAUCUCUCCCCAAAUGCUCCUGAAUAUUUUACAACCUCCUCUUAGUCCUUUUAAAAGAGUUUCCUAAUUAUGUAAUCUCUAUCCAGUAUUACAGGGAUCUUUUAUAUAGUUGAUUGUGCUGGUGUGUUUACUUGGUGGUAUGUCCUAGUGAAGUUCUCUUUGGAACGGAGGGAUCAGCCUUUACUGAGAUUUCUUUUUUUUUUUACUUAAUUUUUUGUGUUUGAAAUCUCUAAUCCAUGUGUUCAUGUUGGCAAGAGACUCCCACAGAAUGUUUUAGAGUUGUCUUGUUUCAUAUAUGCCACCUGACUGCAAAUAAAUAC